AUGCUCAACCGCGCCCUCUCCGCGGGCGCGUGCGGGAUAAAGGCUCGAAUCGACGUCGAUGUGUUUGAGAGGGGAACGGAAGUCGAAUCGGCACCACCGGUGAAUGAUCUCGCGUCGACGGUCGAUAAGGAAAACGAUACGCGACGGAUGAAGACGGUGAAAGCGACGCGAUCCACGUCGUCGUCGUUCGGGGCGAAGAGAUCGACGCGAGCGAAGAGCGCGGUGGACCCGACGCGAAUCGCCCUGUCGCCGCUCGGAGCGAACGGAGCGACGACGACGACGACGACACCCUUGGCGCGCGCGCGAUCGCUCGUCCAGCGCGAGACAGGGGAGGUGUUUAGAAUGGCGAGCGACGCCGCGAGCGCGAUCGAGGCGAUGGAUCUAGAGGACGCGAGCGUUUCGGCUUCGGAGUCGCGAAGUCGUCGAGGGGCGGCGUCGUCGUCCACAUCGAGCGGGACGGACGAGAUCGUCGCCUUCGCGCGAGACGUCGCGCGCGCGGCGGACGAGGCCGUGGCGCGGGCAGAAACGUUAGAACGCGAUUUGGAAGACGCCCUGGCCGCUCUCGCGGCGAGUGCGGACGAUUUAGCGGAGAUCGAGCGGGAGCGGGAGACGUGGGAGAGCGAAAGGGAGGCGUGGGAGUUCACCCUCCUGUACGAAUCGCGCGAGCGCGAGAAGGCGGCGAAUAAGGCGAGAGAGCUCGAGGAAGUAUUGAGCGUACGUGAGCGCGAGAUUGAGGCCAUGCGCACUUCGGCGCCGAAGACUCGUCCUCCGAGCGCCGCCGCGCGGUACGCCGUAGCCAACCUCCGAGACGAGAUCCGAGCCAUGUUGAGAGCCGAAAUCGAGCGCGAGAUUCGCGAGGAGGAAGCGCGGAAGUGA
Molecule: messenger RNA, 876 nt
Organism: Ostreococcus tauri
Lineage: Eukaryota; Viridiplantae; Chlorophyta; Mamiellophyceae; Mamiellales; Bathycoccaceae
Product: Zinc finger, C2H2-type matrin
Exons: 1
Coding region: 1-876 (291 amino acids)
Source: RefSeq, a predicted model, not a curated record